Molecule: messenger RNA, 2814 nt
Organism: Thermothelomyces thermophilus ATCC 42464
Lineage: Eukaryota; Fungi; Ascomycota; Sordariomycetes; Sordariales; Chaetomiaceae
Exons: 5
Coding region: 1-2814 (937 amino acids)
Biological process (GO): sterol metabolic process; sphingolipid metabolic process; regulation of plasma membrane sterol distribution
Cellular component (GO): Golgi apparatus; cortical endoplasmic reticulum
Source: RefSeq, a predicted model, not a curated record
AUGACGCCGUCGCGGACCUCCUCCUCAAGUACCCUCCGCCCUGCUGCACGAGAUUCGGACACCGGAUCCAUCCGCCCACGCAAUCGCCGCUAUCUCAGCACCCAGGACGAUGCCGGCUCGUCUUCGGCUCUAUCGAGUCCCAGCCGGAGCCCGAGUCGGGGCGCCUCGCCCAUCCCGGCGGCCCACAUCGGUUCAGUCACGGGGAGGAACAAUCCCAAAACCGACGUCGUGCGGGGCACGUCGCGAAGAGAGAGCCCGAGCACCGGCGGUGGGCUUCUUGGAGGAUCAUGGACGCCAAGCUGGGCCUCGGUCCAGGAGCUGGCGUCGUCGCUGCUUACGAGCGGGGCCUCGGCCAUUACCGGGGAAUCCAAUCGUCCGCGCGGCGGAGAGGGAAGCCGGGCAGCAGGCAAGCAGGGUAGACAAGCCGGCCAGCGGAACGGCACUAGAGAUAAGACAUGGGGCCCAGAACCGCCAGACCAGGGGCGUCCAUGCGCCGACGACAUUGCCGCCGGAUCGCGUGCGGAGAGGGAGGCUGCCUUGAGAGUUUUGCGGACUGCAAGCGUGCUUGAGAGCCAUGACGGUGUCAACGGAGGCUUGGACACCGCAAGACGGUUCAAGCGGCGGAAUUCGGACGAGGAUCUGAGGAGCGCGUCGGCGAACCAGGAAGCAGAAGAGUACUUGGCCUACAUUCACCACGUACAGGCGACAGAUACGUACGCAGGCAUCGUGCUAAAGUACAGGUGCCGGGAGGACGCCUUCCGGAAGGCUAACGGACUGUGGUCGCGGGAUAACGUCCAAGUGCGAAAGUGGUUGGCGAUACCGGUGGACGCCUGCGAGGUCAGGGGCCGGCCUUGCGAUCCACCAACGAGCCAGUCGUCGCGAGUCGACCUGCUGUCUCGAACCCCUGAUGCGGCCGACCCCUUCGGCCGCGACGGCAGCCAGCAAACGCACGACGACUUCUUUUCGACCACCUCUCCAAACGGCCACGCGCCGGAAAGAAACCAAGCCGGCGACGAGGAGAAGCCAUGGACGCAUGUCAGAUGGGUGUCCAUCGACUCGCACCCGCAUCCCGUCGAAGUCGCCCGGGUGCCGCGAAAGGCGCUGGGCUACUUCCCCCCGCGGCGGAAGAAGAGCGCACACACGAUGUCGGCCAUCUCGACCCCGCGAGCGUCCACCGACCUGCCGAGCGUGGCGGUGUCGGACUCGGCGGUGGGGAGCCCCCACAGUAGCUCCUCGCGCCGACCCAGCCUCCCGGGCUCCCGAAACCCCUCCUCCUCCUCCUCCUCCGCCACCACCACCACCACAACAUCCCCGAGCCGAACCCGCGUGGACAGCACCGGCAGCCGCGCCAGCACGACCGGCGACGGCACCGACCCCCGACCCGCCUGGAUGCGCCGCCCGGGCGGGGUCGGCUCCCUCGGCCGGAACGUGCGCGCCCCGGGGCCGGCCAAGGACUAUCUCAACAGCUGGACCAGCAAGCACCUCCCGGGCCUCAACAUCGACUCGCUCCCGUCCAUGUCCGUCAUGGGCUCCGAGAUGGCCCGCUUCGGCUUCGGCCGCCCGGCCGACGACGCCUCCCCGGCCGGGGUCGCCAUCGUCGAGAGCCCGUUCGAGGACGGCCGGGACGCCGCGGCCGCGGCCGCGUCGGCGACCGGCGGCCAGCAGGGGACGGGGCUCGACAAGGCCGCCGCGGCGGUCGAGACGUGGCUCCGGGGCGCGUUCGAGCGCGCCAGGCAGGGCCCGCUCACGCCCGUCUUGGGCCCCAGCCGGGGGAGGACGGCCGCCGCCGGCGGGGAUCUGAUCGAGCUGGCGGACACGGGGACCGAGGAUGGGCGGCAGCAGAGCAGCGAGGGGCCCCUCUCCGAACUGAGGGGCCUGUUUAGCGCCCUGCCCGGGGCGGCCUCUAGUGCAGUGCAGUCAAAGCGCAAUGCCACCGCAACCAUGCCCAUCUGCAUAGAGUGUCGACAUCCCGUCAAAACCCUCUGGCGCGAGGGCGGCGGCGACAAGUCGGGCGGCCACAACAUUCGCCUGACGGUAUGCAAGAACUGCGGGCGAUUCUGCGACAAAUAUGUCGAGCACGACUUUGUCGUCUUGUUUAUCGAUCUAGUCUUGAUUAAGCCACAGGUGUAUCGACACUUGCUGCAUAACACACUGAUGAAGGAGGAAGACAAGUUCGCGCCCUCCAUCAUCCGCCUCGGCAUCCUCCUCCUACUCUUCGACGUCUACCUCACCUGGGCUCGCAUCGAACGCCAGUCCGUUCCCGAUGCCGACUCGCCCGACGGAACCGCCAGCCGCGGCAACUUUGGACGCCUCGCCCAGCAGCCCAUAGUAUUUCAAUACAUGUUCUUCCUCCUCCUCUGCACGCUCUCAACCAUCGCCUUCCACGGGUCCAUCCGCUUCCUCACCUCUUCCCGCUACUCGCCGCUCGCCUUGCUGGGGAUCCUGCCGCGCUACUCGCGGCCCAACUCGGUCUCGACCGCCCUGCUCGUCUCGUCGUCCACCAAGCUGUUCCCCAUCCUGAUGGUCAUCUGGGAGUACGACGUGCCGGCGGCGGCGCGGUCGCUGGGCUGGGCCGUCGUGGCCAACAACGUCGAGGCGCUCAAGAUACUCCUCGACUGCGGGUACGGCGUGGCCGCGUUGCUGGCCAUGGCGGGCGCCGUGAGCCGGUGGGCGAUGGGCAGGGCCGUGCUGUGGGCCGCGGGGCUCGAAGGAGUCGACUCGGCCGGCGAAUCCGGGGUGGCCGAGGACGGGCGGGCGUUUGUGGCUAUGCUCAUGUAUGUGAAGGAAUGGGCGGGAAGGUUAGCUGUGGGUUAG